GGCCGGGCCCGCCCCGCGCAGGCGCCCCGGGCGGGGCGGUGGCGCGUGCGCGGCGGGGCCGCGUUGCCAUGAGAGCGGCGAUGGCCGCGCUGAGCCAGGGAUGAGUUUAAGCUUGAAGGCCGUGGCUGUGACCAGCUCAGCUCCUCAGGAUGCCGCACAAGAUCGGUUUCACCGUGGUCAGCUCGUCGGGACACGAGGACGGGUUCAGCGCCCGGGAGCUGAUGGUUCACGCGCCGACGGUGAACGGGUGGCGCUCGCCCAGGCUCUGUCAGUAUCCCCAGGAGAUCAUCCUGCAGUUGGUGGAGAGGUGUCGGAUACGGAAGCUGCAGCUGCUUGCUCACCAGUACAUGAUUUCCAGCAAAAUUGAGUUCUACAUCAGUGAAAGUUUGCCUGAAUACUUCUCUCCGUAUCAGUCGGAGAGGUUUCAGAGACUGGGGUACGUCCCCCUCUCAGACAAUGAGAAGACUGACUUCAAAGCACGGGAGUUAAAAUCUGUGUAUGUGGAUGCAGUUGGCCAGUACCUGAAGCUGAUUUUCCAUAAAAAUUAUGUCAAUAAAUACAACAUAUAUGGACAGGUUGCCCUGGUAGCUGUGAACAUCAUUGGGGAUCCAGCAGACUACAGCAAUGACAGCAUGAGCAGUCCUUCCAGAGAGAAGUUGAUAGACCAUUACUUGGGAAUUAAAUCAGAUGAUCCUGCCUUAGAUGGAACUUACCUUGGGAAAUCUGACUCCAUUUCCCCUCUGGAUGAUUUGGCUUUUGACAUGUACCAGGACCCGGAAGUGGCUCAGAUAAUCCGUAGGCUGGAUGAGAGGAAGCGGGAAGCCGUCCGGCACGAGCGCUACGACCACGCCAAGAAACUCAAACAGGCCAUUGCAGACCUGCAGAAGGUGGGGGAGCGGCUCGGCCGGUACGAGGUGGAGAAGCGCUACGCGGUGGAGAAGGAGGAUUAUGAUCUUGCCAAGAAGAAGAAGGAGCAAAUGGAUGAGUACAGGCUGAAGGUGUACCAGCAGCUGGAGCUCCACGACCUCCUGGAUGCACAGCUGCUGAUCCGAAAACCACUUGAGUGGCCUCUGGGGCCUGUGAGCCCCCAGCACUCCCCUCCUGAGCACACAGACCCACCUGAGGGACAGCCCCAGGGGGCAGAGCCUGAGCUGCCAGAGCAGUCGGUGGAUCCCGCUUCUGCUGAGCCCGUUGUUCCACAGCAGUCCCUUCCUCCUCCUCUGACUCAGCCCACAGCCUCCAAGGAAAAUGCUGAAUUUUUACCUUACGACGAGAGGCCUCUCCCAGCCAUCUGCAAGCAGAUGGAUGAAGCUGUUGCCUACCUGGAGCCAGAGGUGACUGAAGAGGACAUUGGUGAUACCCCAAGGACUGGCAUUACUGGGGAGCCCGAACCGCUCACGGAGAAGGCACUGAGGGAGGCCGGCCCUGCUGUUGACGUUUUUGGAGAAGCUUUGGUUUCAGGAGCAUAUUCCAGAACUUGGUCCUAUCGGGAAGACGCAUUACUGGCUGUGUAUAAGAAGCUGAUGGAAGUGUCAGUGAACACUCCAAAGGAGGAUUUAAGGAACAUGCUGAGGGCUGCUGUUUUCCUCGUGAGGAGAGCCAUCAAAGACACCGUGUCUUCUGUUUUUCAAGCUUCCCUGAAACUUUUAAAAAUGAUCAUUACACAAUAUAUACCAAAACAUAAACUAGGGAAGCUAGAGACUUCUCAUUGUGUGGAAAAAACCCUUCCAAAUUUGCUUUCUAGAACAGGAGACUCUUCAUCUCGUCUUCGCCUUCUGGCUUCUGCCUUCAUCCAGGAAAUGGCACUGUGCACUGAAGUUAAACCUCUCCAGAUUGUUCCAGUCCACCUGCUUAAACCAUUAAAACCAAACUCCCCAACACACCUGGCGAUGAGUCACGUGGAAUUGGUGGAAUGUCUCUUGAGAGCCCUGGGGACUGGGAACUCUGGGUUUACCAUCAACAAUGUCAUGAAGUUUGCCACGGGAGCUCUGGAGCACAGGGCCCACGAGGUGCGGGACGUGGUGCUGCGGAUCAUCUUCGACAUGUACCGGCAGCACCGGGCGGCCGUGCUGGACUAUCUGCCCCCCGACGACGCCAGCGCCCGCAGGACCGUGCGCUACAGAACACUCUUCGAGGGCUUCGCCAAGAUCGACGGGAAGCUUUCUGAGCCUGAGGUGAGGAGAAAGGCAGUGACAGAAGAAGCAGAGAAACAGAAGAAUGAAGAAAUAGAAGUUCUGCAAGAUCAGCUGGCAGCUCUAAAGGAGAUACAGGCAGAGGUUCAAGGUGAAGAGGAGGAAGAAUCUGAUUUUCAGAAACCAAAUAAACAAGAUUACCAGGUAUACGAAAGCCCCCAGGCUGCAGCAGCAGAGAUUCCAGAGGAUCUUUCCUCAGUUGCAAAUUACCUGGAUAACUUGUGUAUUUUUUGUGGUGAAAGGGAUGAAUCCUUCACAGAGGAGGGGUUGGAUCUGCAUUACUGGAAGCACUGCCCCAUGCUAACCCGAUGCGAGCACUGCAAACAGAUGGUGGAGAUCUCGAGCCUGACAGAUCACCUGCUGACUGAUUGUGACAAAAGGGACAGCUUUGGGAAGUGCCAGCGCUGCAGCGAGGCCCUGCCCAAGGAGGAGCUGCCCAAACACGUGAAGAGCAGGAUUUGCAAUCCUGCCAAACCAGAAAAUGUGGCAAACCAUUGCCCACUGUGCCAUGAGAACUUUCCCCCUGGAGAGGAGGCCUGGAAAUCUCACCUGAUGGACCAAGAUGGCUGUAAAAUGAACCAGCGGAGGAUAUCCCCGAUGAAUAAAACCAUUCUGUUGCAGCCUGCCAAAGUAGGUGGCCACUAUUUAAGGAAACCGGGUCCUUCAGGAGCAAAAUACCAAUCUCCCUCCAUAGGAAGCAAGACCUCAACCCGAGGGGGCCCAAAUAAAAGCACUGGCAAAAAAUACUCGAAGAGAUGACAGGACAAGUAUUUCUUCCUUUGUCUCAAUAACUGGGCACAUGGUUGCUCAUAAAUAUUUAAAAAUUGUGGGCAACUUGCAUCACCUUUUUCAUGUGGCUCCGUGGGGCUGUUUUAGCCUCUCGCAGUCCCUGGUGGGAUCACCCCCCUUGGCUCUGGCUGUCACUGUGGAUGUUGCCCUGUGUUUUGCCACCACAUAGCAGGUGACAUGUAAAUGUGGCCUCUCGCUGUGCACCAAGUGCCUUAUGAGCCCACUUGGCAGGCGGGUUAAACUAAACCCUCCAAGUCCAUAUCCCCAAGAAAUGGCUCCUCAAAGAAAAGAAAAACUAAUCUUGGUUGGGCCCCCAAGAGCUUGAAUUAAUAAAUGUAGACCUUUUGCCUGCUUUAGUGCACUUUA
Molecule: messenger RNA, 3347 nt
Organism: Pseudopipra pipra
Lineage: Eukaryota; Metazoa; Chordata; Aves; Passeriformes; Pipridae
Gene: CEP104
Product: centrosomal protein 104
Exons: 22
Coding region: 150-2951 (933 amino acids)
Cellular component (GO): cilium
Source: RefSeq, a predicted model, not a curated record